This is a messenger RNA of Pimephales promelas (fathead minnow), 983 nucleotides long. RefSeq lists its product as uncharacterized. NCBI's taxonomy places the organism in Eukaryota, Metazoa, Chordata, Actinopteri, Cypriniformes, Leuciscidae. The record is from RefSeq and is a predicted model, not a curated record.
AUGAACAAAGAUCAGGAGUUUAAAGAGCUUGUUCGAGUCCUGUAUAAGUUUGUACGGGCCUUCCACCACGUGUGGGAAAUAAAAGUGGCAUCCGAAACCAAAUGCCCCCCAGCCAGACUUCAAAAGCUGGCAGCCCAGAUCUCGGGGGGGAUCCAGCCAGCAUUCCCAAAUUUAACGGUAAAAUGGCUGAUCUUUGGAAAUGCCAAUAAUUGGCUAAAUACAGAGAUGGACAUCUUGACCCAACACUACCAGGACACUUUGGAGGCGGCCAGACUGGCAAUGAAUCACAUGUCCAAGGAUAGGUGGAGGGAUGCAUUUGUUAUCGCCACUAAGUGGGCUCGGAGGAAUAUUAAGAAAAUCCGGGAAGGAACGAUUCGGGAAGCGUACGAGGCCAUUACUAGAAUUAUAACCCAGGGGGAGAGGGCAGGGCCAAGUGAGGCCCCAGUGGAGCCAGAUUUGCCCCAGGCCGCUGGACCAUUCCCCUCUUCCUCUUCUUCUGCGUCUGGAGGGAAAGUCCGUGUGAAGGAGAGAGGAGCAGAGAGGGAGGUAGUUGUGCAGGAGGCUCCGCUGGUCCCUGAGGGGCGCCGGAAAGCGCCAGGCCAAUCUGGCGUGAUGCAGAAAGCCCUGGGAAAUGCCGGACCUGGGCCUCAGUCCGGAGUGGACCCUGGAGAUGGAGAUUCUGGAGGAGGGGUCCAGGAUGGAGGGCGCAGCUGAACAGCUGGUGAAGAAGGUCCGUGAGGCAUCGACUUACAUCUUCCCUUAUGCAGUGGGACCAUUUUAGGGUGGUGGAGGAUGGGAUACAAUGGGCACCGGACACGGCAAAGGAAAUAUUUAAGCAUUGGCUGGACCAGCUGGAAAUUUAAGUUUGUGCACUGGGUUUGAUAAAUAAAUAGUUUAUUUGUUUCUAAAUUUGCCUCAGGGUUUUCAUUGUUAAGCUAGCAUUGAGUGAUGUAGUUGUUUUUUUCUUCUUACCAAAUGUCUGU